CGGGCGGCGGCAGCGAUGUGGGGAGGCACCGGGGCCGUGUGGGGAGGCGCAGGGGCCGUGUGGGGAGGCGCAGGGGCCAUAUGGGGCGGCCCCCGGGCCGUACGGGGCGGCAGCGGCCCGCUCCGAGCCAUCGCCCGCGCCCUGAGGGGCCGGCGGGAGGCGGCCGUGGGCGGUGACCAUGGUGAUCUGUCUUUUCGGAUGGGCCCAAGGGCUACUCCACAGAAGUACAGUCGCAAAGUACAGCUGGAACCCAGUAGCACUCCGCCCGUGCCUCUGACUGAAAUAAAAAGCAGCAUGCUCAGCACAAAGAGACUUUUCAGCACCUCACACUCAUCAGUGGAUCCAAAGGAGAUGAAAAAAUUCCAGCUCCUCGCACAUAAGUGGUGGGAUGAAGAAGGAGACUAUUCAGCCCUUCAUUCUAUGAAUGACAUUAGAGUGCCAUUUAUUAGAGAUACUCUGUUGAACAUGAGUAGCAAUUACCAUCUGGGAAGCCCGCUUUCUGGAAUAAAGAUUCUCGAUGUCGGCUGUGGUGGUGGACUGCUAAGUGAGCCUCUAGGUAGACUGGGAGCUUCAGUUACCGGAAUUGAUCCUCUGGAGGACAACAUUAGAACAGCAGAUCAGCACAAGUCAUUUGAUCCAGUUCUGGCCAAGAGAAUACAGUACAAGUCCAGUUCACUGGAGGAGAUUGUGGAAGAGUCUAUGGAAACGUUUGAUGUAAUUGUAGCUUCAGAAGUAGUGGAGCAUGUGGCUGACCUUGAAAUGUUUAUCAAGUGUUGCUCCCAGGUGUUAAAGCCUGAAGGUUCUUUAUUCAUUACUACGAUCAAUAAAACACAGUUGUCCUAUAUCCUGGGAAUUGUGGUCGCAGAGAAAAUAGUAGGCAUCGUACCAGAAGGAACGCACGAGUGGGAGAAGUUUGUUCCCCCUGAAGAGCUGCAGCGCCUCCUGGAAGCACAUGGCUUCUCAGUCCAGGCUGUGAACGGGAUGUUGUACAACCCCCUCACGGGGUCGUGGAGCUGGAUGGAAAGCACGAGCAUUAACUAUGCGAUGCACGCUGUGAAAUCUGGUGCUGAGGGACAGACAAGCCCAACAGAGCCUCUGUCAGAGAUGGAAAGCGAGCAGCGCUCAGCCACAGCUGGCACCAGCGUGUGACCGUCUGAGAUGCGUGCUGAUGGACUGCCCCAGGAACAGAAAAGGUUUUACCCAGAUGGACAUAAUAAAGCCUUUUGUAACAACAAGCUUGCUGUUUGCAUUAAUAAUGCUGACGCUAUUUUGGCCAAAUAUUUUCGGGCAGUCUCAGAAAAAAACAAGUGCCCAUUGUCUCAGGAAUCGUUUAAGAUUGAAAUGAGCAAAGCUUUUGAAGAAUAAGUAUUUUUAUGAGAAGGUAGUUUCAAAUUAAUCUGUCAAGAGCUUCCCUCUAAGCUAUUAUGUGUGAUGGUGUUUAUGUGUGAUCUGAGGAAAACCCAGAUCUCCAGAGAACGAUAGCUUAAGUGUGGAGCGAGUCUGAAAACACAGUGUAUGAGAACUGAAAUGCUUUAUAUAUAUCUGUUACACAACUGAGUCAGUUAAAAUAUACAAAACACUUUAAAAAACAAACACCACUCGUUUUCAUAUUAUGCAUGCUCCUUGGGGGGG
Molecule: messenger RNA, 1632 nt
Organism: Oxyura jamaicensis (ruddy duck)
Lineage: Eukaryota; Metazoa; Chordata; Aves; Anseriformes; Anatidae
Gene: COQ3
Product: coenzyme Q3, methyltransferase
Exons: 7
Coding region: 16-1149 (377 amino acids)
Biological process (GO): ubiquinone biosynthetic process
Molecular function (GO): 2-methoxy-6-polyprenyl-1,4-benzoquinol methyltransferase activity
Source: RefSeq, a predicted model, not a curated record